AUGCCCGAGUCAUAUUCGUCAACAGAAGUCGUAUUAGCCUCGGAAGCCACGGAUUUUUACAAUCAGUCUCAACUGGACGCCUGUUGGACUCACAUGAGGAAACUUCAUUCGACGCGGUCUUCUGAUCCCAAGGUUUUGGCAAAUAAGGCCCUCAUCGAUUUACUCCAUCGGUCAAAUUCCACCCGUUCAGAUGAGUACCUCACACAACUGCAAAAGGCCGCUUCACUCGCCGGAUCGCCUCUUUUUAUUAAGAAUGAUUCUGACUCCCAUCCUGACACCUUACAACCCGCCUCUCCUUCAGCUAGUCCAGCUGUCCUCUCGAUACACUACAAUUACGCCCUCGUCAUGUUCCACCGUCGACAAUUUGUGCGAUCCGAACGACUACUAGCUGGCUUGCUCGGGGUAGAAGCGUUGGCUACAGCGCCAACUGCAGCCCAACUCCCCAUGUGCGCUGGGUCAUUACUCUGUCAAAGGUGCAUCCUACUUUGGCUAGACGUUUGCCUUUGCCUUAAUCGCCCACAGCGGGUCUACGAUUUCACCUCUCAUUGGCUGCAUCAACUGGAAUCGGUGAACGCAAGUGCGGGAACACCUGCGGACACACAAGUCACUGAGACGCUUACCGCAAUUGCCCAGCCACUGCGUGUCUUCCGACUUCGUGCCGCUUUGCUAACUGGGCGCUUAAAAUUUGCCGAAGAGGAGGUCGCUCAAUUGUCCAAGUCACUGAAGGAGUUUCCCGACAAAACAUGGGACACUUCCAGAAGUCUCGAGUACGCUCGUGCGCAACUUUUAUUUUUAAAGCGUGACCACAUGAAGGCGAUAAAGUGCCUCAACAGUCUUCAAAUCACAUCGUCAAAUCCCUAUUCAACUGAAACCGAGUGGGAGUGCCCAUUGGCGUGGAAUAACCUCUCAUUGUCGCACUUUUGCGCCGGUCAAUUAUCGCUCGCUACUUUGAAGAUGCGUCGUGCUCUUCGGCAAACCGAUCGCCUGACCUCCAACCUGAUUGACUGCUCGUCGGUCUCCACCAGCGAAGGUGGCGGUGGAAGUGGAGGCGGUGCCAAUGCCCAGGGCAGCCGUAGCGAAAGCCAUGUCACUCAGCUUAUACGACAGAUCCCUCUACAGCAGCUUGGAGUGAGUCAGCAUCAUGCGCUGCUUCACAACGCCGGCGUUCAGUUCCUAUUCACGCAGCGACCCGAAAGUGCAUUCAACGCUCUCCUCAGCGUCGUCAGAGUGUAUCCGCGCAAUCCGCGACUGUGGCUUCGCCUCGCCGAGUGUUGCGUCAGGGUGCAGAGACCGGAUACCUUGUCCGAUUGGAAAGUUGAAGCACGCGCGGGUUGUCUGAUCGGCACUCUGGGCGAGGGUUAUGCUAGGAAGCUCAUCAUUGGAGCCAAUCCUGACGAAUCAGAGAAGCCGUGGAUUGAGUCUGCCACAAUGCCGACGCCAACUCUGGAGUUCGCCGCUCUGUGCCUCCGCAACGCCCUCUUCCUCCUCCCCAGGCCUCCCACGGACCUUGGUGAUGCCAGUACAAGCUCUGAGGGCACUGCAGUUGAGCGCCAACGCAUCGCCCUCGCCGUGCCAGUUUUGCCGUCAUGCCAGCCCCUGAGCGGAAUGGCCUUGCUGCAGGUUACCUCAGCAACCCUCCUGACCAGCGCCUACGUGGCGCUCUGCCUGCAGAACCCUGUGGAAGCGAUGCACUAUGCACAGCAGGUUCUCUGCGUUGUCCCGCCAGGCGACGGCUCUACCGACAGCGGUGGUUCUACGACAACCUCGUCGUUCAGCGGCGCAUUUGGCUGGAUCGGGCUUCUGUCACCGCCUGCGCAUCGAUACCUCGCUAAAAUAUACCUCGCAGAGGCCCGUGUUGCUUUGGACCAGGUCCACGAGGCUUGUAUCACUCUGCUAGCCAAGGAUUACGUCGAACCCAGUGAGCCUCCUCUUCCCUCAUCAACCCAUCCAACAGCGUCGUACGCAGCGUUGCAACGCGACUGCGCCACACUUCUGCCAGACUUUCAGCUUCCACAAACUCAUCCGCUAUGUGGUGUGCCUGCGGAUUUUGCCACAAGCAGCACCAGAGCGUCCAGCAGCCACUUGGAAGGCAUCGCCAUGUUACGAGAAGAUCAGCAUGAAACGGAGCCCGGUCCUAGGCAGCUAAUGGCACCGAAAAACCCGGAUUUUCCUCUCACCAUGGAACAGCUGAGAUGUUUUGUCUUUCAGGCUGUCGGCGUUUUGCUCUACAACAUGGCAGUGUGUCUUGCUGUUCGCGGUGAUUAUUCGGGCUCUCGGCAGGUCCUCGAGAAUGCCGCGCCCGCUCUUUUCAUCAAUGAACUGGAUCCGUACGGCCCCCAAACUAUCCGCAUUGGAAGUGAGGAGCAUCAUCGGCUGCUUUACCCACCAGACGCCUCCAAUGGUGCCAUAUCGUGUGUACUGCCCAACCAUCAUUUCCCAUCACACUUUCUUCGACUGUGGCUCUACCUUGAACUCUGUGAGGAUAAAGUGUCUUCAGCGGUUCAAUUUGCGCGAGCAUAUCUAGGCCAUGUGGCGUUCGCCAAUCGAUUCACGGAUAUCGCUCCGAAGGAGGAAUGUGCCAAGGAACCCACACCUCCGGUUGUCUUUGAAAUUGGCGGCGGUGGUGGUGCCUCCCUUAAUAGUGAUCAAAUGCCUAAUUAUGCGGAUUUCAUCAGACAACAGUUUGGUGCACCACAAGGGCGUCGAAUGGCACCACUGAAGCCGUCGCAAUCUGCCCCACUGCAGAUCCAAGACCCACCAACGUCUACAGCAAAUGCGGCAGCGCCUUGCUGGACUGACGCUGACUGGCCUCCGUUGUAG
Messenger RNA from Mesocestoides corti, 2820 nucleotides. NCBI's taxonomy places the organism in Eukaryota, Metazoa, Platyhelminthes, Cestoda, Cyclophyllidea, Mesocestoididae. The record is from the annotation of a GenBank genome assembly.